AUGGAGAAGGACGAGUUCGACGACUUUUACGAAGACAUGUUCCUGGAUGCUGAGGGAAACCGUCUCGCCCGCUCAUGGCUGUUUGGGCAAGCUCGGAACCACCUCGGAAACUACUCGGCGGAGGACAACAAGGCCAGGCGGGUCAUCCGGGGGAGCAUAGAUGACAGAGACCGAGUUUUGUGCUGGCUGGAGAUGCUCAGGAGGGACACUUUGUUCGAGGACAUGGCCCUCGCAUAUGGACGGUGUGCUGGGACGUAUCACAACGAGUUCAAGGACACGACGGCGGCCGCGCAGAACAUGCCUUGUCUGCAAGAGGAGAUCCAGUGGCCUGACGCAGCGGAGCGGGCAGCUCAUUGCACUUUCCUUCAAACCUGGGGUCACCCGGAUUUCCCUCGUGUAGCUUACAUCGCCGACGGCACCAUGGUGAACAUGCGGAACCCUGCCAAGGUCGGCAAGGGACAACCAGAGCCUCACGCCCCGGUGCAUCAGGCGAACUACUCCGGUAACAAGGGUCUUGGAACUAGCCAUAUCGUCUACUGCAACGUCAGGGGCAAACCGAUACGGGUGCGUCGUAUACUUUGA
Molecule: messenger RNA, 582 nt
Organism: Ectocarpus sp. CCAP 1310/34
Lineage: Eukaryota; Phaeophyceae; Ectocarpales; Ectocarpaceae
Source: the annotation of a GenBank genome assembly